AUGAAGUCCAAUAAAAAAACUGGGAAGAACAGAUUAGAUAAAUAUUAUCAUCUGGCCAAGGAACACGGCUAUAGAUCUCGUUCCGCAUUUAAGAUUAUACAACUUUCUAAGAAGUUCAACAUAUUUCAGAACUGCAACACUCUCGUGGAUUUAUGUGCAGCCCCUGGUGGAUGGCUACAAGUAGCUUCGAAGCAUCUUCCAGUCUCAAGCACAAUUAUCGGAGUAGAUUUAGUCCCAAUAAAACCAAUAAAAGGAGUUAUUACUUUUCAGUCGGAUAUUAGAACGCCCAAGUGCCGGUCUUUGAUAGUUAGCCAAUUGAAGGGAGGAGAAGUAGAUGUAGUACUGCACGAUGGGUCGCCGAACAUGGGCUCAAACUGGAAUCUUGACGCCUUUAACCAGAACGUUUUGGUUUUGAGCGCAGCAAAGCUAGCCUCGACUAUACUGAAGAAGGGAGGAAUCUUUGUGACUAAGAUUUUCAGAUCCUCAGACUACAAUUCACUGAUAUGGAUGCUCGGAAACUGCUUUGAAAGGAUUAAGGUGACUAAACCGCAGAGUAGCAGAAACGUAUCGGCAGAAAUAUUCGCAAUUUGCAUAGGUUUUAAGUCGCUGAAGGGCCUGGAUCCAAGGCUCUUUAACGUCGAUUAUGUGUUCCACUCAGAUAGGGACUCCAAGACCCCCGAAAUCACAAAUAAAUCACUUAAUCAACUUUUUAAAGAGCAGAAGAAGAGAAAUAGAGAGGGAUACGAUGAGUCUAUUUACUCUGAAAUUACCGUUCUUGAAUUCAUGAGAUCAAACACACCCGCGAAUCUCCUGUUUUCAAACAAUAAAAUAACAUUCUCAGCACCAAAACACACAGAUUCACGCGAAGAUGACCAGAAACUAGUAAAACAGAUAGAAGAAGAUCCGUUAACAACAGAAGAAGUUAAGUUGUUGUGUUCGGACCUUAAGGUGGCUGGGAAAUCAGAUUUACAAUCACUGCUGAAGUGGAGGUUUAAACUUCUUAAGGCGCUGCCGAUAGUAGAUAAAAGUAAAGCCGAAAAAAGCGAAGUUGAGCCAAAAAACAUCGCAGAAGACGCCGAAUUGAAUAUUGAGGAAGAGGACAAGAAGAUAAAGGAUAGGAUAAAAUUGGAGCUGAGAAAAGCCCAGAGAAAAGAGAGAAAGUUGCUAAAAAGGACGAGAAAGGGAAGCAAGGAGGCGACUUCAUACCUUGAGCCAGACCCUGAGUUGUUUAACCUGGAGUCGCUGCAAGGAAAUGAAAUAGACGACGAGUAUGAAUAUUCGUCCACGGACAUGGAAUCUGAGCUUGAACUUGAGGACUAUGAGCCUGAAGAGUCACUGGACCCGGAGACAGAGAGACUGAUGAAGAUGGACGUUGAUCUGGAGGUCAGACACACAAUAGAUAAGAUUAACGAAACUGAAAAGCCGAAGAACACAAAAAUGACUAAGAGGCAGAAGGCGAACAUGGAAAAAUCCCAGGAAAUGAAGCAAUUCAUAGAUAAACUACAAUAUGAAGCAAAAUUAGAGGCGGCAAAAGAUUCCGAGGAAGAGUUGGAAUCAGAGUCGGAGAGUGAGUCAGAUCCUGAUUCAGAGGUACACUCAGUAGCAGAUUCAGAUGCUGAGGAAGACUCAGAAGUGAAGAAAGACACGGCCGCAAUGAGGGAAGAGGAGGAAGAGGAUAAUGAUCUGAUAUCCUCUAGGUGGUUCGACCAGGAAAUUUUUAACCAGGACCCGGAAAAGGAAAAAAUAAAGGUUGAAAAAAAGAAGAAGAGGGACAGGAGGGCAGAGUCGAAUAAAGAAGAAGAAAGCUUCCAAGUGGUGCCAGCAAUUUCAAACUCGGACGUGCAGGCCUUGGCAAAAACGGAUGAAUUCAAGGAUCUGGCAAGUGAUCCCGACGCUGUGGCGCAGGUGCAGGCCCUGGGGUCGCUCAUGAUUAAUAAGAAAACGAGGAUGGAGCUGAUCGACGGAGCGUACAACAAAAAGACGUUCAUGGACGAGAACCUGCCGAGUUGGUUCGUAGACGACGAGAACAAGCACAACAAGAGGCAGUACCCGGUCACGAAGGAGCUGAUGAAAAAGUAUAAGGCGAAGCUGCUGGAGCUGAAGAACCGGCCCAUCAAGAAGGUGCUCGAGGCCAAGCACAGAAAGGCGCUGAGGGCGCAGAAGAGGUACAAGAGCAUUUUGCCGAAGAUCGAGGCAAUAUCCAACGACGAGAACAGCGGCGGGAACGCGAAGAAGCUGCUCAGGGGGCUGAAGAAGAUUCGCUCCAACAAGCGGGAAAAGGUGUACGUCGUCUCGCGCAAGACUGGGUCCGCGAAGACCUCUAAGGCCACCAGCUCAGGCUCCAGGAAGAUGUUUAAGCACGUGGACCGGCGUAUGAAGCAGGACAACCGCAGGUCGAAGAGGAAGCCCAAGUCGAAAUCCAGGAAGGCCCGCGUGCACUAG
Theileria orientalis strain Shintoku is the source of this 2442-nucleotide messenger RNA. Its product is annotated as FtsJ cell division protein. The transcript is spliced from 3 exons. Gene Ontology annotation, biological process: maturation of LSU-rRNA from tricistronic rRNA transcript (SSU-rRNA, 5.8S rRNA, LSU-rRNA); maturation of 5.8S rRNA from tricistronic rRNA transcript (SSU-rRNA, 5.8S rRNA, LSU-rRNA); rRNA methylation. NCBI's taxonomy places the organism in Eukaryota, Apicomplexa, Aconoidasida, Piroplasmida, Theileriidae. The record is from RefSeq and is a predicted model, not a curated record. Gene Ontology annotation, molecular function: rRNA (guanine) methyltransferase activity; rRNA (uridine-2'-O-ribose)-methyltransferase activity. Gene Ontology annotation, cellular component: nucleolus; nucleus; preribosome, large subunit precursor. The coding region runs from base 1 to 2442 and encodes 813 amino acids.